This is a messenger RNA of Phacochoerus africanus (Common warthog), 1455 nucleotides long. It is a transcript of the gene GNB4, whose product is annotated as G protein subunit beta 4. Lineage: Eukaryota; Metazoa; Chordata; Mammalia; Artiodactyla; Suidae. Gene Ontology annotation, biological process: G protein-coupled receptor signaling pathway. Gene Ontology annotation, molecular function: signaling receptor complex adaptor activity; protein binding. The record is from RefSeq and is a predicted model, not a curated record. Bases 287 to 1309 code for a protein of 340 amino acids. The transcript is spliced from 10 exons. Gene Ontology annotation, cellular component: heterotrimeric G-protein complex; cytoplasm.
CCGCGGGACCCGCGCGCCUCGUGCCUCGCGCCUCGCGCCUCAAGCCACGUCCCCGCCCCGGCCCCGCGCGCCGCAGAGUUGGCUGCUGGGCGGCGCGGGCCUGGGUGUGGUCGGCGGAUCUCCGCGGCGUUGGUCUCGGAGGUGCGCUGCGCUGCGCUCCGCACGCCCAGUCCGUGCGCCAGGAGCUGCGAGGCUCCCAGCCGACCCUCGGACGCCGGGUCCAAGCCGGCCCGAGCUCCCUCCAGUGGCUUUCAGUUGUAAGUUCCUGAGGUCAACAAAUUCAAGGAUGAGUGAGCUGGAACAGUUGAGGCAGGAAGCUGAGCAGCUGCGGAAUCAGAUCCAGGAUGCCAGGAAAGCAUGUAAUGAUGCAACGCUUGUUCAGAUCACAUCAAAUAUGGAUUCCGUGGGUCGAAUACAAAUGCGAACGAGACGUACACUAAGGGGUCACCUCGCUAAAAUCUAUGCCAUGCAUUGGGGAUAUGAUUCGAGGCUACUAGUCAGUGCUUCCCAAGAUGGAAAAUUAAUUAUUUGGGAUAGCUAUACAACAAAUAAGAUGCAUGCUAUUCCUUUGCGGUCCUCCUGGGUGAUGACUUGUGCUUAUGCUCCCUCUGGUAAUUACGUUGCUUGUGGAGGACUGGACAACAUCUGCUCUAUAUAUAACUUAAAAACCAGAGAGGGAAAUGUGAGAGUGAGCCGAGAGUUACCGGGUCACACAGGAUACUUGUCCUGCUGUCGUUUUUUGGAUGACAGUCAAAUUGUUACAAGUUCAGGAGAUACAACUUGUGCUUUAUGGGACAUCGAAACUGCCCAGCAGACCACUACCUUCACUGGGCAUUCUGGAGAUGUGAUGAGUCUUUCUCUGAGUCCUGACAUGAGGACUUUUGUUUCUGGUGCUUGUGAUGCCUCUUCCAAAUUAUGGGACAUUCGUGAUGGCAUGUGUAGACAGUCUUUCACUGGACAUGUGUCAGAUAUUAAUGCUGUCAGUUUUUUCCCAAACGGAUAUGCCUUUGCCACUGGCUCCGAUGAUGCCACUUGCCGUCUUUUUGACCUUCGUGCAGACCAGGAGUUAUUACUGUAUUCCCAUGACAAUAUCAUCUGUGGGAUCACUUCUGUAGCCUUCUCAAAAAGCGGGCGUCUGCUGUUAGCUGGGUAUGAUGACUUCAAUUGUAAUGUAUGGGACACGCUAAAAGGAGAUCGUGCAGGUGUUCUUGCUGGUCAUGACAACCGUGUCAGCUGUCUAGGUGUAACUGAUGAUGGCAUGGCUGUGGCAACAGGGUCUUGGGACAGUUUUCUUAGAAUCUGGAAUUGAUAGUGUGUACAAAUUUUCUGUUCUCCACUGAUAUCUGGAGAAAUCAGUACUACAGCCUGUAGCUGUGAAAAAGAAUUUACCUUAUAUUUGCAGGUGAAGAUUUUUCUAUUGAGACAUUAUAUACAAAACAGCUUUCAGUAAACUAC